AUGAAUCACAACACAACACCACCAUCCAACAUGAAGAGAUCCAAGAAACCAAUGCCGCUAUUUGGUUUAUUCCGUAAAAACAAACCUGAUCCAAUUGUUCCUCAUCAGCAGCAGCAACAAUCUCCUUUGGGAUCUGGUAUCUCAUCUGUGCCUUUUAAUUCCAUGCUAUCGCCUACCUACUACCAUCAGCAGCAAGCAGAUCCUUACUCUCCACCUAGAAUACCAAAGCCAUCUGUAUCGGAUUCUCGCAAACCUACUAGACAGCAACCACCACAGCCGCCUCAACAGCAGCCACAGCAACCACAGCAACAAAGACAACGAACAAGACAAAGAUCCAAAUCUGUGGGCAGAGAUCCAUCCACCAUGGUGCUGGAAGGAAGAGAAUUAGCACUGAAUAAACUAUGUAAAAGGGAACCAUCAUCAUCGCUGGCCGAUUCACUUCCUCUUUUAUCACCCACUUACAAGACAACUGCACCACCCGUACCUCCUAUCCCAUUAAAACAUCAGCCCAGCAGCCAUAGUAUGCGUAAAUUCAGCUCUGCCCAUGACUUGAGAAAAGCAGCUAAAUUACAACAAGAAUCAAUGAACCAACAGGUUCCAUUACCCAUCAAGCAUGAACAACUCUCUCGUUCUAGAUCUCUCUCUGCAUCGCCACGUAAAUUACAUACGAGCAAAUCGCAUCAAAAUUUGGUCAAAUCACCUACUACACCCACUUGGACAAGAAGCUAUAAAAAAUCAUUCAAACCACCUGCUGCGUUGGAUUCAGGUGAUGAUGACGACGACAAUGUGCCCUUGGGCUAUUUGCAAUCACCUACAAGCAAACCAUCCAGUUUGCUCAGCGAUCAAGAAGAAGACGAUGAUAAAGAUCUGGUUCCCAUUGCCGUAUUGGAUAUAAAACCAACCGAAGAAUUUCAAACAGCAGCAGACAAAUACAAGUUAAAGGUCAAAGAAAGAUUGCAGUUUGAUGACCACUCAAGUGGCCAAGAAGAAGAAGAAGACGACGAUGAUGAUAUCCCCAUUUCUUUAGCUUUAAUGUCUCCAAAAUGGAAAAAGAAGGAAAUAAAGCGAUUUUAA
Mucor velutinosus is the source of this 1074-nucleotide messenger RNA. RefSeq names its product sterol carrier protein 2 (gene SCP2). Bases 1 to 1074 code for a protein of 357 amino acids. The record is from RefSeq and is a predicted model, not a curated record. The transcript has a single exon. NCBI's taxonomy places the organism in Eukaryota, Fungi, Mucoromycota, Mucoromycetes, Mucorales, Mucoraceae.